Cynocephalus volans (Philippine flying lemur) is the source of this 2314-nucleotide messenger RNA. It is a transcript of the gene RCAN1, whose product is annotated as regulator of calcineurin 1. Gene Ontology annotation, cellular component: nucleus; cytoplasm. The record is from RefSeq and is a predicted model, not a curated record. The coding region runs from base 123 to 716 and encodes 197 amino acids. NCBI's taxonomy places the organism in Eukaryota, Metazoa, Chordata, Mammalia, Dermoptera, Cynocephalidae. The transcript has 4 exons. Gene Ontology annotation, molecular function: calcium-dependent protein serine/threonine phosphatase regulator activity; nucleic acid binding. Gene Ontology annotation, biological process: calcium-mediated signaling.
CCCUCAGUGCUUUAUAAGCAAGAGCUGGCUCAAGAAAGAACCGACAGCCUCUUGGAAAGAAACCUCACUUGGGACUUGACUGCAUGGAUCUCUCUCUAGCACUUUCACUGUAAGAAAACAAGAUGCAUUUUAGAAACUUUAACUACAGUUUUAGCUCCCUGAUUGCCUGUGUAGCAAACAGUGAUAUCUUCAGCGAAAGUGAAACCAGGGCCAAAUUUGAAUCCCUCUUUAGGACUUAUGACAAGGAUAUCACCUUUCAGUAUUUCAAGAGCUUCAAGCGGGUCAGGAUAAACUUCAGCAACCCCUUAUCUGCCGCAGAUGCCAGACUCCAGCUGCAUAAGAAGGAGUUUUUGGGAAAGGAGAUGAAGUUGUAUUUCGCUCAGACUUUGCACAUAGGAAGCUCGCACCUGGCUCCACCAAAUCCAGACAAGCAGUUUCUGAUCUCUCCUCCUGCCUCUCCCCCAGUUGGUUGGAAGCAAGUGGAAGACGCUACUCCAGUCAUAAAUUAUGAUCUUUUAUAUGCUAUCUCCAAGCUGGGGCCAGGGGAAAAGUAUGAAUUGCAUGCAGCAACCGACACCACUCCCAGCGUGGUGGUCCACGUAUGUGAGAGCGAUCAAGAGAACGAGGAAGAGGAGGAGAUGGAAAGAAUGAAGAGACCCAAACCAAAAAUUAUCCAGACCAGAAGGCCAGAGUACACACCUGUCCACCUAAGCUGAACCGGCAUGUGGACGAAGAAGUAUUCCAGAUCAUUCUCAUGGGGAGGAAUCUUUUACUACGGAAGUGGCCAGUCACGAUUUUGGAGGCGGCAGCUGUGAUUGCUGUGGCAGAAAUUCCAGUUCAUGUUGCUCAGAAGAGAAUCAAGGCUUUGUCUCCUUGAUCUAAUGCUGCACAUCAGUCAGUGCUCACGGUACCCAGGAAUGUCUUGGGCCAAUCACUGAGUUUGUAGUGAUCGCUCAAGGACAUUUGGGAAUGUCUUGAGAAAACCGAUCACGAUAGUGUUUUGUACUUGUUCUUUUCUGGUAGGUUCUGUGUGAGCCAAGGGCAGGUUGAUCAGUGGGUUUGGGGAGAGCUUUCUGUCUGUAACCAGCCCAUGGGGUAGACUCUCUACUGGCAGGAAGAGGCACCACGCAAAGCUGCCCAGUGUCUCAUGCAGAAAGGUUGUGCAAACAACAGCAAUGCAAGGUGGAAAUUGUAGUGUUUCAUUUCUUCCCUCAUGUUCUAAAGUUUGUGCAUGUAUAUUACUGAUUUUCAAGACUAACCUUUGUUCGUAUGUGAAGUUACAUCAUUGUUGUUUUGCGUCUCUUGGGAAGCUAGGAAAGCAUUGGAGAAACUUCCACCUUUCCAGAUCCUCAACUCUCUCUACAUCAGCACUCACAGGUGCAGUUCUGCCUGGAGUACACACACUCGGCAUCCCAUCCAGUGCAAUAUGUGACUUGUGCUUUUGCAAAAGAAGUUGAUCUGAAAUUCCUACAUAGAAUUUAGCUUAUACAAUUCAGAGAAUAGCAGUUUCACUGCCAACUUUUAGUGGCUGAGAAAUUUUAGUUUAGGUGUUUGGGGGCCGGACAUCGGUUUCCAGUAUUUCUCUAACAUGGUGGUUUAUAUACAUGAGUUAUAGCCAAAAACCUUUUUGAGAACUGAUGGUUGACAUAGUUGAUUUUUUUACCCCGCUAAAAUAUCAAGAUACACUUGUAAAUAAAGCUGGUAGCAUAUAUUCAUACCUGUUGUACACCUGUUUGAAAAAUAGGACAGUGGAAGAUAGUGUAAGAUGUAUUAACCUACUUGUGAAUUACAUGUUGUAGAAAAUGUUCACAUGUUCAGCAGGACUUGAAUUCAAAGCAUGUAAAGUGGAUAGUGGAUCCGUGGUGAUAUGAGAGGGAUGCAGUGCCUUUCCCCAUUAAUUCCUGGUGGAAUUGUUACACUUGGUCAACAUUUGUCAUUUUUUUUCUAGUUGUGAUGUGUAUGUCUGGUAAAUAGGUAUUAUAUUUUGGCCUUACAAUACUAUUACAAAGUUUAUCAUUUUGAAAUACCUAAUGCCAAGAAACAAUGCAUGCUUUGGAAAUUUGGAAGAUGGCUUUCUUUAAGGAGCAAAUAUGUUUGCAUUAAAUUCUUUGAUUGUUCAUACCAAGAAAUUGAUUGAAUGUUCUCAAAACCCUGUUUACAGUACUUGGUAGGAGGGAGCCAGUAAGGGAGAGACCAUUGCAUAGCUGUUCAAGUGUUUCUAGUUAAGUGCUUUUAAACUGGAGAGGCUAACCUCAAAAUAUUUUUUUUAACUGCAUUCUAUAAUAAAUCAGCACAAUAUGCUCUUUAUGGAAAA